Staurois parvus is the source of this 1614-nucleotide messenger RNA. NCBI's taxonomy places the organism in Eukaryota, Metazoa, Chordata, Amphibia, Anura, Ranidae. The record is from the annotation of a GenBank genome assembly.
GGCUGCCAUCCGUGGUGUGUCCCGGCUCCUGGCCGGGCUCCGGGUACACCGGACACCGGGCCGUCUCUAUUCCGUCACUCACCUGUCUGUGUGCCGGAGAGGAUAGAGAAGAAGAAAAGCGAGGCCCUCCUGGGCGGCGGGGAGGCGAGGAUUGAGGCCCAGCACAAGAGGGGAAAGCUGACAGCCCGGGAGAGGAUUGGUCUGUUGCUGGAUCCUGGCAGUUUCGCGGAGUAUGACAUGUUUGUGGAACACCGAUGUGCCGAUUUCGGAAUGCAAGAGGACAGAAACAAGUAUCCCGGAGACAGUGUUGUCACAGGACAAGGCCGCAUUAAUGGAAGGCUGGUGUAUGUUUUCAGCCAGGACUUUACUGUGUUUGGAGGCAGUUUGUCUGGAGCUCACGCACAAAAAAUCUGCAAGAUCAUGGACCAAGCUGUUCUGGUGGGAGCCCCGGUGAUUGGACUUAACGACUCUGGAGGAGCUCGUAUCCAGGAGGGUGUAGAGUCCUUGGCGGGCUAUGCGGACAUUUUUCUGAGAAAUGUGCUGAGUUCUGGUGUCGUGCCUCAGAUUUCUCUGAUUAUGGGUCCCUGUGCUGGAGGUGCUGUUUAUUCCCCUGCCCUAACGGACUUUACAUUCAUGGUUAAGGACACUUCCUAUCUCUUCAUUACUGGUCCAGAUGUAGUAAAGUCAGUUACCAAUGAGGAUGUGACACAAGAAGACCUAGGAGGAGCCAAAACCCACACUGCCCUAUCAGGGGUAGCUCACCGAGCUUUUGAAAAUGACAUAGACGCUUUAUUAAACCUGCGGGAAUUCUUUAACUACCUUCCACUAAGCAAUAAGGAUGCAGCACCAGUAAGGGAGUGUCAUGACCCAAGCGAGCGCCUCGUACUUGGAUUAGACAGCAUAGUUCCCAUGGAGUCCACUAAAGCCUAUGAUAUGCUGGAUAUCGUCCAUUCGAUUGUUGAUGAACAAGACUUCUUUGAGAUUAUGCCCAACUAUGCCAAAAAUAUGAUAGUGGGCUUUGCCAGGAUGAAUGGCAGGACGGUUGGCAUUGUUGGAAACCAGCCAAAAGUGGCAUCAGGCUGUUUGGACAUCAAUUCUUCUGUUAAAGGAGCUCGCUUUGUAAGAUUCUGCGAUGCCUUCAAUAUACCCAUCAUCACAUUCGUUGAUGUACCAGGAUUUUUGCCAGGCACUGCUCAGGAGUAUGGAGGCAUUAUCCGGCAUGGAGCAAAACUUUUGUUUGCCUUUGCUGAAGCUACUGUCCCCAAGAUCACAAUCAUUACUAGAAAGGCAUAUGGUGGAGCCUAUGAUGUCAUGAGCUCAAAGCAUCUGAGAGGUGAUGUUAACUAUGCCUGGCCCACAGCAGAGGUUGCUGUUAUGGGAGCAAAGGGAGCUGUACAGAUCAUAUUCCGAGGAAAACAGAACCAGGCCGAGGCCGAGGCCGAGGCAGAAUAUGUGGAGAAGUUUGCCAACCCUUUUCCUGCAGCAGUCAGAGGAUUUGUUGAUGACAUCAUCCAGCCGUCUACUACACGCAUGCGCAUCUGUCGUGAUCUUGAAGUACUUGCAAGUAAACAACAAGUAAAUCCAUGGAAGAAACAUGCAAAUAUCCCUCUGUGA